Tachyglossus aculeatus (Australian echidna) is the source of this 1695-nucleotide messenger RNA. It is a transcript of the gene WRNIP1, whose product is annotated as WRN helicase interacting protein 1. NCBI's taxonomy places the organism in Eukaryota, Metazoa, Chordata, Mammalia, Monotremata, Tachyglossidae. The transcript has 6 exons. Gene Ontology annotation, cellular component: nucleus. The record is from RefSeq and is a predicted model, not a curated record. Bases 1 to 516 code for a protein of 171 amino acids. Gene Ontology annotation, biological process: regulation of DNA repair; DNA-templated DNA replication. Gene Ontology annotation, molecular function: enzyme activator activity; ATP binding; ATP hydrolysis activity.
AUGCAGGAAAAAGAGAAGAAGAAGAAUGUGUCUGAGGGGACCACCCUUGAGGAAAUACAGGGCUCCUUUGCCAAGGGCUCGGAGGUUUCGCUUCUGUUGCUUUUGGAGACAGACUCCCCCUGGUCUCCCACCACUUUGGCGCACAUAAUAGCCAACAACAGCAAGCGGAACAGCAUACGGUUCGUGACCUUGUUGGCCGCAAGUUCCAAAACAAACGAUGUCCGAGAUAUUAUAAAGCAGGCCCAGGACGAAAAGAGACUCUUCAAGAGGAAAACCAUCCUCUUUAUUGAUGAGAUUCACCAUUUCAAUAAAGCUCAGCAGGAUACUUUUCUCCCGCACGUGGAGCACAGGACCGUGACUCUGAUUGGGGCAACCACCGAGAACCCGUCCUUCCAGGUGAACUCAGCUCUGCUGAGCUGCUGCCAGGUGAUCGUUCUGGAGAAGCUAUUGGUGCAAGCGAUGGAGGCGAUUCUUCUGCGAGCGCUUGGCUCCCUGGGCAUCUGCAUGGUGGACUAAGGCAACCCUUCUGAUUAAGCAGGCGGCAGCAGCGGCUCUGAGUCUACCGUGUUCAUCGAGAAGAGAGCCGUCAGCACCCUGGCUUACCUCUGUGAUGGGGACGCCCAGGCUGGACUGAAUGGGCUGCAGUUGGCGGUUCAGGCCCGGUUAGCUCCAGGGGCUACUAAACUGAGUGAUUCCCCGAGAAUUUUCAUCACCGAAAGUGACGUGAAGGAGGGACUUCAGCGUUCCCACAUUUUGUAUGACCGAGCAGGGGAAGAGCACUACAAUUGCAUCUCGGCAUUGCAUAAAUCCAUGAGGGGCUCAGACCAGAACGCAUCCCUCUAUUGGCUGGCCCGCAUGCUCGAAGGGGGCGAGGACCCGUUGUAUGUAGCGAGGAGACUGGUGAGGUUCGCCAGUGAAGACGUAGGUGAGUGUUCUGCGCUGGGAUGGGGCUGUUGGUGAUCCCCCAGAUCUUUCAGCCCGCAAGACUGGACCGGAGGGAGUUCUCUAGGGGUUUAGCGAGUUACCACAGAGAAACAUUGCUUGGUCGGCUCCAGUUGACUGUGUAUUUCUUCAACCAGACCAUGCUGGGAUCUGUGAUUUAGUGGCCCUGCUCUUUACUUUGAACUGCAGUGAUGCAGAAUUGAAUUCGGUGAUUUGGGCUACCUCCCUAGCAACUUGUAGAUGAAAAUUCAGAGGGAGAAAGAGGUUUUAACAUCUUUGGGUCUGGCGCUGUCUUGUAAAACCACCUGGCUUCUCACCUUCCCAUCGCUUUCACAUAAUCAGGUUGCCCCCUCCUACCUUACCUCACUGAUCUAUUACAACACAGCCCAGCUCGAACACUUCGCGCCUCUAGUGCCAGUGCUCAUUUUGCCCCAUCUCGUCUAUCUCACCACCAACCACUUUCCCGUGCCUUCUGUCUGGCCUGGAACUCUCUCGCCCUCCAAAUAUACUAGACCACCAUUCUCCUCACCUCCAAAGCCUCUCCAUGGAGUCCUCCAAGAUUAAACCCUCCUUUCCCCUCUCCCUUCUGCGUCACCUGUACACUUGGCUGUGUACCCUUUAGGAACUUGAUAUUCACCCCACCCUCAGCCCCACAGUACCUGUGUACAUAGCCGUAACUUUUUAAUUAUAUUCACAUCUGACUCCCUCACUAGACUGUAAACUCGUCGGCAGGGAACGUAUCUACCAAGUCUG